CCCACAUCAGGUACACACACACACACAGAGGCCAAUGAAGGUUGUCAGUGGCAGUAUUAGUCAUUGAGGUUAGUAAUGUGGCACACCACAACUGCAGCUUGUUGCAUUCCCUCCUUUUAUGAUAGAACUGUCACAUUCGAUAGCGUGUUGAGUCUGAAGGAGAAACAAGAGGCCUAGAAUUAAUCCCUGCACCUGCAGACCUGCAGACCUGCACAUCUGAAACGACAGGAGACAGGAGAGCACUUCCCUCUCGCACCUGCAACACUGUCUUUACCUGGACAGGAGACAAUGGCCAGUCCAGUUCAGAUCCAGACAGAUAACCCCAUUCUUCAGACGCCACGUCCAGGUUUUGCAGAUACCUUGCUGGCUCUUUUUAAGAGAGAAGAUGGCAUAGUGCAGACCACGGAGCUGGUCGACCACAAACCCCGUCUAGAUGGCUCGGACCGUGGACAUUCUGGACUCUAUCUGUCCUGCUUCGACAUGCCCUUCACUGAGGAUGCCGCCUGGCUGGUGAGGGUGUCGGAUUCCUCCACAUCCGUGGGGGCUGCCGGGCCCCGACUGGAAUCGUGUCAGGAACCAGAGCAGUGUCCUGUCAUUGACAGCCCCGGGCUGGGAACCUCGCCGCUGUCGCCUACCCUGGAACAACAGGUGGAGGAGAGAUCUUUGGAGCAGGUACAAAGUCUGGUGGUGGGAGAAGUUCUGAAGGACAUUGAAACAGCUUGUAAACUUCUAAACAUCACACCAGACCCAGUGGAGUGGAAUUGUGGGAAUGUACAGAAGUGGUUACUAUGGACUGAGCAUCUUUACAGGCUUCCGCAGGUGGGCAAGGCCUUCCAAGACCUGGAUGGGAAAGAUUUAUGUUCCAUGAGUGAGGAAGACUUCCGACAGCGGUCGCCACAGUGCAGUGAAACCUUACAUGCACAUCUGGAUAUAUGGAAAUCAGCUGCCUGGAUGAAGGAAAGGUGUUCAGUUGGAGAGAGCAGGAUAAGAGAACCAGAGGAAAUUUGGUCAGAGGCAGAUUCAUCAUGCUCUGGUCAGCCGAUCCACCUGUGGCAGUUCCUUAGAGAACUCCUCCUGAAACCUCACAGUUAUGGACGCUGCAUCCGCUGGCUAAACAAAGAGAAAGGGAUUUUCAAAAUUGAAGAUUCGGCUCACGUUGCACGUCUCUGGGGUUUGAGGAAGAACCGGCCAGCUAUGAACUAUGACAAACUCAGCCGCUCCAUUCGGCAGUACUAUAAAAAGGGCAUUAUACGCAAGCCAGAUGUCUCUCAAAGACUCGUCUAUCAGUUUGUGUAUCCUGUUUAAAGAGAUAAUGGUUUGAUCCUCCAAAUCAGAAGAUGGGCUCAAACUUUAUGAACUGAUGAGCCCUCCUAAACAUUUCUAUCUACUUUGGAUCCUGAGUUUUGCACAACAGCGAAACCAAGAAAAAUGUCCCAAGAUUUUAAUUAUUUUCUAUACAUAACAUGUAAAUGUGCUUGAAAAUGUCAAAUGAAUUGUUUCUUAUACUUGCACUGCUAUAAAAACACUUGUGUUCCACUUCAACACUGACAAAUGGACCUGGAUUCCAUUAAAAAUGGUAUCAGUUAUGGCACUUUUACUUUCUGUUACUUCAAAAGCCUGUCAACUGCACCACGAGUCAAAAUUGUGGACAUGCCUUACAGCCUACAUUUUUCGCAAGAUCUUAAAAAUGUUUUGAUCUAAAGGCUAAUGCUUAAAUGGCGAAACCAGUUUUGUAGACAAAUUUAAGUUGUGUCUAUGUAUGUACUUCAUUAUGAAGCACCUAGGCCUGCCAAUCAUAUCCAAGGACAUAUAAGUGGCUACUUCCCUCAUGCUGGUUUCUUUCGGCCUUCCACCUCCCCAACUCCAUUUUUAUGUUUCAUAAUGCAUAUACUAUCUAUUAUUUGUUUUAAUUGUCUUUCUAUUUCUGGCUAGAUGGUCCUUCGGGGGGGGGGCAGGGGCUUUCGUGCCCCUUCGUUAAAGACGGCACGCCAAUAAGUUUAUAUUAAUAUGCUCCAGGACUAUAUGAACCAGUGAACUCAUGAAACAAGUGACCAGCAUGCAUGUGAACUCCUUCAACUGUUUAAAAAUAUGCUGAAAUAUACAAUAGUUUUGAUUUGCUUAACAUAUUUUUGGUCACUAUAUAAUUCCCAUACUUCCAUUUGUGUUAUUUCAUAGUUUUGAAGUCUUUACUAAUAGUCUAAAAUGUGGAAAUUAGUAAUAAUAAAGACUGAGUGGGUGUGUCCAGACUUUUGACUGAUAGUGUAAAUUGUUUAACAAGGUUAAAAAUAAGAGCGAGUCAGUAAACUCUUUAAAGCAUGUUACAAAGAAAAAAGCCAAAACUCGCAAGAUCUGCCUGUCAACUUACACUUUAACCCAUAAAAACUAACUUACACUAAUAAGGUGUAAGCAUUUCUUUGUGGACUCAAGCACCUUUAUGUACAUUAAGAUGAGUGUACAUUGUUCUAAGCCAGCUUUCAUAUUCACAUCACCGUGUGAAUACUGCCAGCAUGUGUAGUGGAAAGGAUGCCAGUUUGGUUUAAUCUCUGGCUUGCACUCAACAAACAUCACUUUUUUUUUCCUGGUUUGUGACUAAUAGCACUGCAAACCUUUCAUGUGGACUUACAAAGGACAGUUACUUCAGUUCACCUGACUCAUAAAUUAUCGUCCACCGUUUCACACACCUCACUGCUCACGUCAUGUUUUAUGCUACUGAUGCAAAAGAGGGCUUACCGGCGGCCCAUGGAUUUUGUUAUAAUAGUUGUAUAUGUCACUUAUGUUGUGAAGGUUGACACAGGUUUAUGUAAGAUACCAGUCAGAAAGGCUUGUAUUAUUGAAAUCUCAAUUGUAAACUCUAAUCUAGAAGAGUGGUCGUGAGUUUGCAUUGGAACAAUCGUUCCAAUAACAACAAAAACAACCAUUUCACUUUAACGUUGGCAUUACUAAAUAUUAUUCAUACUUUUGCAGCUUUAUGUACAUUAUGG
This is a messenger RNA of Myxocyprinus asiaticus (Chinese sucker), 2981 nucleotides long. RefSeq names its product SAM pointed domain-containing Ets transcription factor-like. Gene Ontology annotation, molecular function: DNA-binding transcription factor activity, RNA polymerase II-specific; sequence-specific DNA binding. The transcript is spliced from 6 exons. Lineage: Eukaryota; Metazoa; Chordata; Actinopteri; Cypriniformes; Catostomidae. The record is from RefSeq and is a predicted model, not a curated record. Bases 289 to 1305 code for a protein of 338 amino acids. Gene Ontology annotation, cellular component: nucleus. Gene Ontology annotation, biological process: regulation of transcription by RNA polymerase II; cell differentiation.